AACCCGGAGGGCGCCGGGUAUUACCACAGUGUGCAGAGAAGGCAGAGCUGCGUCUUCCUUUUAUUUUUCCUGGUUCCUCUGGAGAUUAAAUGUACUUCACAGAACCUCAGCGAGCGGACUCCAGUUAUACUCCGUGCUCUCGUCGGCACGCAUUUCACUUCUAGGCUCUGCGCAUCUGCUCCUGGCAUGGCGCUGCGGCACCUCGCCCUCCUGGCUGGCCUUCUCGUGGGAGUCACCAGCAAGUCCAUGGAGAACAUGGCCCAGCUGCCCGAGUGCUGUGUGGAUGUGGUGGGCGUCAACGCCAGCUGCCCAGGCGCAAGUCUGUGUGGUCCAGGCUGUUACAGGCGCUGGAACGCGGACGGGAGCGCCAGCUGCGUCCGCUGUGGGAACGGAACCCUCCCAGCCUACAACGGCUCCGAGUGUAGAAGCUUUGCUGGCCGGGGUGCGCCAUUCCCCAUGAACAGAAGCUCAGGGACCCCCGGGCGGCCACAUCCUGGGGCUCCGCGCGUGGCCGCCUCCCUCUUCCUGGGCACGUUCUUCAUCAGUUCCGGCCUCAUCCUCUCCGUAGCUGGGUUCUUCUACCUCAAGCGCUCCAGUAAACUCCCCAGGGUCUGCUACAGAAGAAACAAAGCCCCGGCCCUGCAGCCUGGCGAAGCUGCUGCAAUGAUCCCCCCGCCACAGUCCUCAGGUAACAGCAGCUGUCGCAUCCCCCUGUGGGGUUUCCCAUCUCUGGGCCAGUCCCAGGGUGCUCUGUGGGUUUGUCCCAAACAAACGGGUUUGCCUGGCUCUGGAUCUCGGCCGCCCCUGCCCGGGUCCCCAGGAGACCCACCCACGAGGCAGGGCCAGGGCCGGAUUUGGCCGGCGCCCCCUGCUCUGGAUCUCAGCUGGAUUUGGCCGGCACCCCCUGCCCGCGCCCCUUUAAUCCCCGUGACUUCCAUGCUCUUUCCUGUUCCCGAGACGUGGGGUCUGCAGGAAAGGAGGACCCACCACGACAGGGCAGACCCCCAAUACCUGCUCCUCCUUGAAGUCCAGCUCCACCCAAGAACAGACGCAGCCGGCCUCCGCCAGGCCCUCCUGAGCAGCCAUCGCUUCAGUGGUGCUGGGUCAGGCGGACCCAAGAGUCAGCCCGUACGGAAGCCGCGCUACGUCAGGCGGGAGCGGCCCCUGGACAGGGCCACGGACCCCGCUGCCUUCCCGGGGGAGGCCCGUAUCAGCAAUGUCUGACCUGGAGGCCGAGACCACGCCACGCACUUGGCGGCAGGGACCCGGAGGCCGACCCCUUGGCGGGAACCAGCACAAAGUGUUGGCAUCGCCCGGCGCCCGGGACAGUCCUGGGCACAGCCUCGGCUCUGAGUCCCUCCGCCUCCCAGCGACGGAUGCCAAAGGGUCCCGGGCCGCCUGAGGCUCCUUCCCACCACAGCCAUCUCGUUUAUCGGACCAGGAGCAGGCAUCCGUGAGACCUCAGAGCUUCAGAUCGAGGCCUUGGGGGGGUCCGGGCCCCCCAGGAAACACGGUGAGGCCCCAGCACCUUGCAGCCAAAGCUGGCACGAUCUAUGGGGCAGGCGCCGCUCUGCCUAGAAAAGCCAGGGGCGCCGUGCCCUCCGGAGCCCACGGCGGGCAGGACUCUUCCAGCACCACCGCACCCAGUGGCCCGAGACCCCUCUGAGAACAGUGAGGCUGGUCCUCGUGCCGUUCCAGCCGGUGCCCGGCCAGUGGGGAGGACGCAGCCUAGGAACCAGCUGCCUGAGACCAGGGUGCCUCUGGGCUGUCCUCCCGCGUGGCGGAGACCCCAAGCACGCAGCCACCCAUUUCCGGAACUGCAGGAUAGAGCUUCCUCUUGAUCUCUGUUUUUAAGCAGAAAUUCAUUGUGCAGGAAAGUCCUCCAGAGCUCUGCGGCCCCGCUCGGAUCCGCUGGACCCCCGUGCCUGGCUGAUCCCUGCCCACGUGGGGCAGGCCCACAUCUAACCCCCACAAGUCACUGCCUCACUGCACCUGCCAAGGCUGCCCUGGCGCUGUCUGAGUCCUGGGGUCCCUCCCGGAGUUCCUGGGAGAAAGGCGCCGUCGUGGCCGCCUCCCGCACGCCAGGCCCGGGCUCCACCGUGGGUCUCAGACGCCCUGGGGCAUUGGCACUGUCUGCUUUAGCAUGGGACCCCCAUCUGAGGGGUGGCCUGGCCUUCGGGGUCCCCACGCUCCUUUGCGAAGUCCACUGUGGGUGCCAUCAUGGUCUCCGGGACCUGGGCCAGCGGGAACGUGGGGGCACUGGGUGUGCUGAUAUAAAGUCGGCAUUACUCAA
This is a messenger RNA of Gorilla gorilla gorilla (western lowland gorilla), 2293 nucleotides long. It is a transcript of the gene C1H1orf159, whose product is annotated as chromosome 1 C1orf159 homolog. NCBI's taxonomy places the organism in Eukaryota, Metazoa, Chordata, Mammalia, Primates, Hominidae. The record is from RefSeq and is a predicted model, not a curated record.